AUUAUGCCGUCAGAUCGCACCUCGGAUCGAGUAUGUCCCAAGUCAGAAUCAGAUUCCUGUCCUUCGGGCCACAUGCUAACUCCUUGUCUGCCCUCGUCGACGACAGAGUACUUCUGCAAGCAGUGCUCAGAAGCCACCUUUCAACCCAAUGAGAAUUGGAUUACCGACAAAUGCCGGCUACGCCGAAACUGCAGAAAACCCCACAUGGAUUUCGCAGAUGUGGGUAGCACAGUCCGCGAUGCCACCUGUGUUUGUGACGAAGGCUUCCAUUUCCCCAAUGAAGACCAAAGAGCUUGUGUUCCUAACAAACGCUGUCCUCUCGGCACUGCUCCAGGAGUAUAUGGUAACUGUGAGUCCUGUUUACGAAAGUCCAUGUAUUUGAAUGAGAAGACAAAGAAAUGUGUACCUCUCACAAACUGUGAGAAGCAGAAUCGCUGCACAAGAACAAAGAGUGAUGGAAUGAGAGAUAAUGUGUGCGGACCAGUGGUCAGUGACCUCAGCACUUGUGAAGAUAUAAACAUCACAGUCUCAUCAUCCUCCACAAAGUACACUAUUGCCAUUGUAGGAAGCAUCGUUGCUGCUGUGCUGCUCCUCCUCAUCAUUCUCCUGAUAUUCAUCUUCUGCCUACGAAGGCGACGUUUGCGCAACCAAGUAAGCCAAAAAGCCUUAACUGAUGAGGAAAUGGAAGAGCUGCAGCAGAAGAUCCUCAAGGCGUGCGACAAGGAUGUGGUUUCCUGCAAGAAAGUGAUGUCGAUCUCCUGCAGUUUUAUCGAAGAACGAAUAGAUCGACAGAUCUGGGGGCUUGCUCAGGAACUCUUUAGAACAUCCACAAAACAAGGUCACUUUGAGCAGAUUGUGGAGAAAUACAAAGAUACUCAGGCAAAAUAUACAGUCAAUGGCUACCUACAAGAAUGGAGACAAUGGAGAGGAGACAACAAGGAGACAGCGGCGGAAUUGUUUCAUUGUCUGAGGCAUAUCAAGAGAGAGGACAUUGUUAAUGAGAUCUGUUUGUGUUUGGGGAGAGAUUUUGAUUACACCGAUGGUAAUUGCUAUAAUGAGUACUCAUCCAACAAACUCUCAUUGAAAGAUGAAUGUGUUUACAUAUUCCUCCCAUGUUUCUAUCGAAGCAAAGAAAAGCUUUCACCAUCAGCGGCUGGUGGUGUGGUUGUGGAAUCCGAUGUUGGAGAAGCUGGCACAAAACUCCUGGCCAUCGCAACGGAUGACCUGGAUCAAGACGACAGUCCUGAUAAUAAUACAGUUGGAAGUCGACCUCCAGGUACUUUUUAUCGGGCGCACCCGUCACCAAGCGCACCAACCUUAGAAGAUGCCAACAAUAUAUUUGCUUCCAUGGAUAACGUGAAAUUCAGCAGGCAGUUUUCACAACCGGUGCAGGCCACUUCUUGA
This is a messenger RNA of Candidula unifasciata, 1404 nucleotides long. The record is from the annotation of a GenBank genome assembly. Lineage: Eukaryota; Metazoa; Mollusca; Gastropoda; Stylommatophora; Geomitridae.